CAAGUUAUCUCAAAGUCUUUUCUAAAAGCCUCUCCAAUACUCUAUAAGCCCCUUUUUUCCUUUAUCAAGUCAUUCAUCAACUUAUAGCACCAUGGUUUUCCGGUUGCCUUCUAUGAUCUCAUCAUCCUCCAAACAAUUCUUAAAAUUGCACAGCAAAAAUCAGAAAGAAGUUCCAAAGGGCCAUGUCGCCGUUUACGUAGGAGAUUUUAACGAAGAAAAGAAACGGUAUGUAGUGCCCUUGACACGCUUAAACCAUCCGGCUUUUCUACACCUUCUAAGUCGAGCUGAAGAAGAGUUUGGCUUUAAUCAUCCCAUGGGCGGUCUCACUAUUCCUUGUGAUGAGGAAACAUUUAUUCAUGUAAUCAACCGUCAAUAGGUUUCAAUUCAUGGAAUUCACAUUUCUUCAAAUUUAGACAUCGAUACUCCAUUUUACCACCACAAAUUGAUUAGGGUUUUUUGGUCCCAAUAAUAUUUUCAAAAUUGUAUAUAUAUACAUAUAGUGUAUCUCACCUCAAUAAAGGGGUGAUUUUCAGUAGUUACAAUCAAUGAACAAUACAUUUUAUUUAUUCCUUCUUUCUCCCACCUUUCUCUCUCAUCUCCGAUCCCUUCCCCUUUUUGAGGAUGCUCUUUAUGCAAAUCUAAGCAAGGAUAACAAGCAAUCAGUAAAAGCUUUAGACAACAAUGAUUCAUUGCACCUACUAAAAACUUCCAUUGUCAGAACUAUGGCAAGAACUUUCAUGAACGUAAAAAUACGAAGUCAGCAAGAAAAAUUCUCUUUCAGGAUAUUUGUAUGAUUUUCUCUUGACACUUUAAACAAAAAAGGUAACUGAUAGUUGAAAAAGUGCCAAUAUGCCAACUUGUAACCUGCAUUUUACAGGUUCAAAUUUGCGGUAAUGAGUAUCCAAAUAGAGUCUCAACCUCUUGAUUGAGAUAUAUCCGUACUAAGUGAAACUGUACAUCAGUCGGAAAUCUGAAUAGAAAAUCUACAGAACCCCUGAUAAAAGUGAGGCUUGAUGGUUGGAUCCAUUCCCGCAGCUCAUUUUCCUUACUCCUGAAUCCUGACUGGAGGAAAUUAAAGGAAGUAUGCACCGAUUAGGGAAAUAUCACCUCACCGAAUUAAAGGCGAAAGACCCAACAACAAAUUUGUUCUGUAGUGAAGUAACCUUAAAACAUGAUCAUUUAAGCUAAAUAACUGAAAAUGCUUA
Amaranthus tricolor (Joseph's coat) is the source of this 1205-nucleotide messenger RNA. Its product is annotated as auxin-responsive protein SAUR21-like. Bases 92 to 376 code for a protein of 94 amino acids. Gene Ontology annotation, biological process: response to auxin. The record is from RefSeq and is a predicted model, not a curated record. The transcript has a single exon. NCBI's taxonomy places the organism in Eukaryota, Viridiplantae, Streptophyta, Magnoliopsida, Caryophyllales, Amaranthaceae.